AAAGAAUUCAUUAACAAAAUUUCAAGAUUUUAAGAAUAUUAAAAAAAAACAAAGAGAGAAUACAAAAAUAGUUUAAACUUAAAAAACAAAAAAACUGUAAAUAAUAAUUAAAAUACAACAUUAUUAAUAAUAACGGUAUUAAAUUACCGGAAUACAUACAUUUGGAUAAUAUAAAAAUAUAAAAUAAAAAUUUUAUUUUAUUUUAAAAUAAAAUAAUUAUUGUAUACUUGAAAUACAUAACAAUUUCUGGAUAAUAAUAUUAAUCAAGUAUGUCUUCAAAAGUUUUACCACCAGCUGCAUCAAUUAUUUUACCACCAUCAUCAAAAAAAUCAACAACAACUACAACAAGUACAACAAAAUCAACCACAUUUAAUAUUAUUAAGAAUUCAACAAUUAAAUUACAAGAAUCAAAUAAUUUAAAAUCAACAACAAGAUCAUUAUCAUCUAAUACAGCUAAUAAAACUAUUACAACGACAACAGCAACAGCAACAAUGGAUUGGUCUAAUGAGAAAAUACGUUUAAAUUGUGGUAUUGAUAAUAUUAGUUUAAGACAAUUAUGGAAAUUAAUUGUAUUAAAUAGUAAUAGCAAUAAUAAUAAUAAUAGUAAUAGCAAUAAUGAUGAUAGUAAUCAUAAUAUGGAUAACAAUGAUAAUAAUGAUCAUUUAAAACAACAACAACAACAGCAACAAUUAAAUAUUGAACAAUAUCAACAACAAAAGGAUAAUUUAAAUAAUAAAAAGAAUAAUAACUAUAAUAAUUCAAAUAAUGAAAAUAAUGUUAUUAGUAAUAAUAAUAUUGCUGAAUAUAAUAGAGAAUUUAUGCCACAACAAUUACAUAAUAAAAUGUCAUUAUUAAAAUUUUUUGCAAUUAAUGCUUUAGAUUUAAGUGCCCCAGCAUCACCUGUAUUAUUACAACAUGGUAAUAAUAAUAAACCGAAUGGUUGGGUUCAAUUAUCAGGACAUCCGGAAAGUAUUGUACCAACAGCAACUGGUAUUGUACGUAAACGUAUACCAUCAUUAGAUGAUAAUGAAUUAAAAUCAUAUCAAUCAAUUGAAUCAGAUCCAUAUGCAUCAAAUUUAAUACCAGAAUUUUAUGGUGUACAUAAAAUUAAUGGUGAAUAUUAUAUUGAAUUACAAGAUUUAUUAGCUGGUUAUAAAGAUCCAAAUGUUAUGGAUAUUAAAAUGGGUUGUAGAACAUUCUCAGAGACUGAAGUAUCAAAUCAUACAUUACGUUCAGAUUUAUAUAAAAAAAUGAUAUCAAUUGAUAUGAAUGCACCAACAGAUGAAGAACAUAAUAAUAAAGCUAUUACAAAAUUACGUUAUAUGCUAUUUCGUGAACAAAUAUCAUCAUCACAUACAAAAGGUUUUCGUAUUGAAGCAUUAAGAAUGCGCGGUAAUAAACCAAUUAAAGAUUUAAAGACUGUACAUAGUUCAAGUCAAAUUGAAAUAACAAUAAGUAAUUUUUUAAAUGGUAAAAAAUCAGUAUGCCGUGAUAUAUUAAAACGUUUAAAACAGAUGCGUUCAUCAAUUGAAAAAUCGGAAUUUUUUCGAACACAUGAAAUUGUUGGUUCAAGUAUAUUUAUUGUUUAUGAUGAUAAUAAAACAAAUGUAUGGUUAAUUGAUUUUGCUAAAGCAAAACAAUUACCAAAAGGUUUUAAAAUUGAUCAUCGUAAACCAUGGUCACCGGGUAAUAAAGAAGAUGGUCUAUUAAAAGGAAUGGAUGAAUUAAUAAAAAUUUUUGAUGAUAUUUAUGAAAGUAUGAUUAUUUGAAAUAAUUAAUAAUUAUUGUAAUAAAUAUAAAGAGAAUUGAAUUAGAAAUGUUGAAUGAAAAUGGUUAAUACCCACGAAUAUGAAUUGUUAAAAGAACAUUUUUUGAAGAAAAUGCAAUCAGGAAAAAAAAAAAACAUUGAGUAUUUGAAGAGGGAGAAAAGCAAGGAAAAAGACUUUCAGUGUAUAAAUAAAACUCCACUUAAUUAGAAAUUUGUACGAUGAAGAAGUACAAUAAUAUUUUUUUUUUUAUAAUAAUAUUAUGUAGAGCAAGAAUUAUGCUGCCUUAUAAGAUAAUAAGAUGAAGAUUUUAUGAUAAAAGUCUUUUUAUUGUUUUUUUUUUUUUCUUAUUUUUUUAUAUAAUAAUUAUAUUUUGAAAAGAAUAAGUUUUUGUUCUUCAA
This is a messenger RNA of Condylostylus longicornis, 2167 nucleotides long. It is a transcript of the gene IP3K1, whose product is annotated as inositol-trisphosphate 3-kinase homolog. The transcript has 4 exons. Lineage: Eukaryota; Metazoa; Arthropoda; Insecta; Diptera; Dolichopodidae. Gene Ontology annotation, cellular component: nucleus; cytoplasm. Gene Ontology annotation, biological process: inositol phosphate biosynthetic process. Gene Ontology annotation, molecular function: inositol-1,4,5-trisphosphate 3-kinase activity; inositol tetrakisphosphate kinase activity. The record is from RefSeq and is a predicted model, not a curated record. The coding region runs from base 270 to 1769 and encodes 499 amino acids.